Messenger RNA from Anthonomus grandis grandis, 397 nucleotides. RefSeq lists its product as uncharacterized. The record is from RefSeq and is a predicted model, not a curated record. The transcript is spliced from 4 exons. The coding region runs from base 62 to 397 and encodes 111 amino acids. NCBI's taxonomy places the organism in Eukaryota, Metazoa, Arthropoda, Insecta, Coleoptera, Curculionidae.
CUGGUACUCUUGACCUGGUCGACUCGAUAUUAUAGUGAUAAUUGUUUUAUAAAUAUUAUUUAUGGUCAAGGAGAACUGGUAUGUGGUCAAGAGCCAUGAUAAGAGAGACAAAACGAGACCAAAAAUGAAGAUUCGACAGAGAACUCAAAGAGGAAGAAAACCAUAUAACAAAACAAGAAAGGAAGCAUUAACCAGACACGGAGUUAAUUGGUUAAUUGCUUGGAAUAUCAGAGGUCACCAGAUUCAACUUCUUUCUCACCAAAUGCCUUUUGGAGGUCCAGCUCUUCACCAUAGACAUGACAAAUCUCCCUCAGUAAGUAACCUCAGAGGACAAAGUCUAAUGAGUUUAAAUCAAGGGAUCGCGGAGGCCACGGUCAUGGACCUCUUCUACUCCUAG